Molecule: messenger RNA, 2422 nt
Organism: Anguilla anguilla (European eel)
Lineage: Eukaryota; Metazoa; Chordata; Actinopteri; Anguilliformes; Anguillidae
Product: piggyBac transposable element-derived protein 4-like
Exons: 2
Coding region: 103-2199 (698 amino acids)
Source: RefSeq, a predicted model, not a curated record
UCACCUGAACAAUGGUUUAAAAUCAUCCAUGGAAGAAGACGAAGACGACGACGAAGAAGUGAUUUUGUCAGAGAACGUUUGCAAAACAGAAGUAAGGUAAAUAUGUCAGUUGUGUGCGGGAAAAGGUUGUUCGAUGAGGUCGAAGCAACCGAAGAAGACGAAGAUAGAGGGUCUGAAAGUGAAGGCUGUUUCUCCAGUUCGGAAAGCGUCGAUUCGCUUGAGCAGGACAAUCUCAACAGAGGAAUGGACCCGCUGUUGAACAUGGACAUCUCAGUGCCACCUGAUGCAAAUGUAGCCUGCAGAGGUCCCACCACACCACCUCCCGCAAACCCUGUGGUCCCUGAUUCCGGGAGUUUGGAGGGGAACAGUACGGCCCCCUCUGAGUCGUGUCCUGGAAGUCAGGAGAGAAACAAAAGAACGCUCCGCUCUUCAAAAACUCCAAACCCCACAGGAGCCAAGAGAAGGAAAUGCGCCCCCAAACCCGACAGUUCCGCGAAGGAUCGAUGGAGGGACGCCAGUGACCCAGAUUCCAGGCAGCCCGGUCGCAUCUUCCGCCCAUCCCGGAGUCCCGGCGUCCAGCUGGACACCCACAGGUCGUACAGCUAUUUGGAGCUCUUCCAGUUGUUUUUCAGUCCGGGCGUCGUCCGGACGAUUUGCGCCAACACGAACAGAAACGCUGCGCGGAAGAUAGCGCACGGGCUGGUGAUCACCUGGCUGCCGCUGAGCGAGGCCGAGAUGUACCGGUACCUGGGCCUCCUCAUCAGCAUGGCCCUGCUGAAGGCCCACGAGGUGAGGGACCACUGGAGCCAGAAGAAGCUCUACGACUCUCCCUUCUGUCGCUCGGUGAUGUCGCAGUCGAGGUUCCGCCUCAUCGCCUCCACCCUCCACCUGAGCGACCCGGACGAGGAUGCGGAGAACGAGGCGAAGAGAGGCACGCCCGAAUACGACGGCCUCCUGGCGAUCAGGCCCGUCAUCGACAGCCUGAAGAAUGCCUGCAAGGCCUUCUAUCAUCCGCGGCAGCAGCUGUCCAUCAACGAGCGUACGGUGGCCUACAAGGCUCAGCUCAGCGUGAGGCGGUACGCAAAGACCAAGCCCGGCAAGUGGGGCUUCAAGCUGUUUGUCCUCGUGGACCCCGUCAACGGCUACACGUGCGACUUCAACAUUUACUGCAGCGAGUCGGCCUCCCCCACGGGGAAGGGCCUGGGUUACGAUGCCGUCGUGGACCUGCUGAGCGUCCCGUACCUGGGGACGGGGUACCACGUGUACGUGGACAACUUUCACGCGAGCGCCGCCCUGUUCCGGGAUCUGCACCGGAGGAAGUUCGGAGCGUGCGGGACCAUCCGCGUGGACGGGCAGGGGUUCCCGUGCUCGCGCGCGAACGACGUGCCCAAGCAGGCGGCUCGGGGGACGGGCCGAUGGCUCCGGGAGGGCGAGCUGCUCUUCCUGAAGUGGGUGGACGCGCGGGAAGUGAGGAUAUGCUCCACCAUCCACCGGGCCGACGCGGGGGACGCGGUGGAGCGGCGCGUGCGCAACCCGGGGCGCGACAACUGCGCCGUGUUAAAAAUGCCCAUUCCCACCGCGGUCCGGGAGUACAACAAGUACGUGGGGGGCGUGGACUUGGCCGACUCGCUCAUCAACCGCUACAACAUCCGGCAGAAAACCGCCAAGUGGUACAAGACCCUGUUCCACCAUUUCGUGGACGUGGCGAUCGUGAACGCGUUCCUGCUGCACAAGGAGCUGGCGAAGCUGAAGAACGCCAGGCCUCUUACGCAAAAGUGCUUCCGGGAGGAGCUCUGCCUGCAGCUUGUGGACUUCGGGGUUCAGAGAGAAACCCCAACAACCCCAACAACCCCCGCGACCCCCGUGACCCCUGCGACCCCCGCGACCCCCGAAUCCCCCGAAAACCCGGCUCCGGAGGAUUUCGUCAUCAAGACGGAACCGGACGCCUGCGCGCUCGGACCCGCGAUGCACCUGGUGACGUCCAUCGUCGACCCCGCCACGGUGGCGCCCUCACUGAAGGCCACGGCCGGGCGGAAGUACUGCGUCCACUGCAUGGCGUCCAGGAAGUACAUGAAGACCAACUGGCGGUGUCUGACGUGCAACGUGCCCCUCUGCGUCAUAGCGGACAGGAACUGCUUCGUCGAUUGGCACGAGCGGAAUUUUGGAGAACACCCGGAGAUUAAAAAGGAGGAGGCCUGAGCUGCCCUUUUCAGUGUGUGCGCGUGUGUGUGUGUGUGUGUGUGUGUGCGCGCGCGGCUCACUUUUUGUAAAUGGUUCACUGUUACCGAUUGCUUUAAGACAUAUACAAAAAGGUUGUUUUUUUACCCCAUUGGUGGAAGACAUAGCCUGGGCCUAGUUAGAAAGGCAAAUGUACUGCAAUAUACCCUCUAAUUAAUAAUAAAUUUGCUAAAUAAAACCAGUA